Molecule: messenger RNA, 1580 nt
Organism: Anoplophora glabripennis (Asian longhorned beetle)
Lineage: Eukaryota; Metazoa; Arthropoda; Insecta; Coleoptera; Cerambycidae
Product: dnaJ protein homolog 1
Exons: 2
Coding region: 147-1205 (352 amino acids)
Biological process (GO): negative regulation of transcription by RNA polymerase II
Cellular component (GO): cytosol
Molecular function (GO): protein-folding chaperone binding
Source: RefSeq, a predicted model, not a curated record
CGAUUCCUGCGCAACGGAGUGAGAAUUUUGCUACGAAAUCGAACAGACGUGUUUGAGUGUUUUGCGUAAUAUUCCUUUUUUGACUUUUAUUGUAAUUAACAUCUGUGUUCGUAACUGUUAAAAAGUUAAGUGAGUGUGUGUAAAAGAUGGGAAAAGAUUACUACAGUAUUUUGGGAGUAGCAAAAGGUGCCAGCGAUGACGAUAUAAAAAAGGCUUAUAGAAAGUUAGCUUUAAAAUAUCACCCAGAUAAGAACAAAUCUCCAGGCGCAGAGGAAAGAUUCAAAGAAGUCGCAGAAGCUUAUGAAGUGCUUUCGGACAAAAAGAAACGUGAUAUCUAUGAUAAGUAUGGCGAGGAAGGUCUAAAAGGAGGUGUCCCUGGAGGAACAGGAAAUGGAAACACUGGAAACUUCAGUUACACAUACCAUGGAGAUCCAAGAGCCACUUUUGCUCAGUUCUUUGGAAAUUCCAGUCCAUUCUCGGCAUUCUUUGAUUUUGGCAACAACCGAAUGUUUGGAUUACAUGACGAUGAUAUGGAUGUUGAUGAUCCGUUUGCUUCUCUUGGAGUUGGAGGACCACAAAGAACUACAGGACCUGGAGGAGCCUUCCGUAGCCAUUCAUUUAAUUUUCAUGGUAGUCCCAAUAGAAACAAAGACAAAAUACAAGAUCCCCCAAUUGAACAUGAUCUCUAUGUGUCUCUUGAAGACAUAACCAAAGGAUGUCAAAAGAAAAUGAAAAUUAGUAGAAAGGUUUUACAACCUGAUGGAACAACCAAAAAAGAAGAUAAAGUCCUAACGAUAAAUGUAAAACCAGGAUGGAAGGCUGGCACCAAAAUUACAUUCCAACGGGAAGGUGACCAAGGAAGGAACAAAAUUCCUGCAGAUAUAGUUUUUAUUAUCAGAGACAAGCCUCAUCCUCUAUUUAAACGGGAAGGCAGUGAUAUCAGAUAUACAGCAAAAAUUUCAUUGAAACAGGCUCUUUGUGGAUGCACCAUUGAAGUACCUACAAUGUCUGGAAAGAAGAUACCUCUAUACUACACGCAAGAAAUUAUAAAACCAAAUACUGUUAGACGCAUACAAGGCUAUGGCUUGCCUCUUCCAAAGGAACCUUCUCGACGUGGAGACCUUAUAGUUAAUUUUGACAUUCAGUUCCCUGAUCAUUUAUCGCAGUCGGCAAAGGAUAUUCUGUAUGAUACCUUACCAAAUUAACCCACUUUAAACAACGGAAGUAUGUCUUUAAGUGUGAAUUGUACGUUUUAGUACAGACGUGUGACUGGUUAUAUUAAUUUUGUAUCUAAGAUAAUGCUACGUAACUUAAUGUAAAUAAUAAAGUUAGCUUGUUAUGGAAUUCUGUGCAGAAGAAACUAGUAUAUUUAAGUUCUCUUGUUAUUAUCAUUAUUAGUAAUACUACAAUAUAGGCAAAAUUGGCCAGUUGACUAUAUUGCAGGAUUACAGAUUGCCUGAAUUUAUAAUUUUAUUUGUAAAUAAACAGUACGUUGUUUCACAGAUUUGUAAAGAAUGUUUUUGUAAAUUUUUUUUAGUAUUAAAUUGUAAAUGUUAAUAAAUUAUUUUUUUAAUUAUUUA